AUGGGUUACGAAGAUGCUGUAUAUCUGGCCAAGCUCGCCGAGCAGGCUGAGCGCUACGAAGAAAUGGUGGAAAAUAUGAAGAUUGUGGCUUCCGCAGAUAAAGAGCUAACCGUGGAGGAGCGUAAUCUACUUUCCGUUGCUUAUAAGAACGUGAUUGGCGCCCGACGUGCCUCCUGGAGAAUCGUCACCUCGAUUGAGCAGAAGGAGGAGUCGAAAGGCAACGAGUCGCAGGUUGCUCUUAUUAAAGAGUACCGUCAAAAGAUUGAGACUGAGUUGGCCAAAAUCUGCGAGGACAUUUUGGAUGUGCUGGAUAAACAUCUUAUCGCCUCUGCGGAAACUGGAGAAUCCAAGGUCUUCUACCACAAGAUGAAGGGAGACUACCACCGCUAUCUCGCAGAGUUCGCACUUGGAGACAAGCGCAAGUCUUCUGCUGACAAGUCUCUUGAGGCUUACAAAAAUGCGACUGAGGUUGCUCAGACCGAUCUUGCCCCAACCCAUCCCAUCCGUCUGGGUCUUGCUCUAAACUUCUCCGUCUUUUACUACGAAAUCCUGAACUCCCCAGAUCAGGCUUGCCACCUUGCCAAACAAGCUUUUGAUGAUGCUAUUGCCGAACUUGACACACUGAGUGAGGAGAGCUACAAAGACUCGACCCUUAUUAUGCAACUUCUGAGAGAUAACCUGACUCUUUGGACAUCAUCCGAGGCGGAACCCGCUCCCGACGCUGGCUCCGCCGCGGCUCCCAGCGCGCAAAAGGAGGAUACUAUACCCCCUCCUGCUGCCGAGGAUGCGCCUAAGGCAGCUGAGUAG
Messenger RNA from Histoplasma mississippiense, 807 nucleotides. RefSeq names its product 14-3-3 family protein ArtA. Bases 1 to 807 code for a protein of 268 amino acids. Gene Ontology annotation, cellular component: cytoplasm. The record is from RefSeq and is a predicted model, not a curated record. Gene Ontology annotation, biological process: signal transduction. Lineage: Eukaryota; Fungi; Ascomycota; Eurotiomycetes; Onygenales; Ajellomycetaceae. The transcript has 5 exons.